Messenger RNA from Arabidopsis lyrata subsp. lyrata, 479 nucleotides. RefSeq names its product putative defensin-like protein 263. The record is from RefSeq and is a predicted model, not a curated record. Lineage: Eukaryota; Viridiplantae; Streptophyta; Magnoliopsida; Brassicales; Brassicaceae. Bases 153 to 443 code for a protein of 96 amino acids. The transcript has 2 exons.
AAAAAAAAUCAGACUAAACUUGGUAAAACCUUCACACAAAAGAUUUGUUGCCAUUUAACUUCCUUCUAUAUAAGAGGAAAAUCUGAAUUCUCUCUUCAUCACUUGUACAAUAAAAAAAGAAACAAGAAAGGAUUUUGAGGUUAAAAUUUGCAAUGGAGAAAAUGUCUCUCAAGCUCGUCUUCUUGUUCUCCCUCACAGUCAUAUCAUUUUGUUUGUCUUUGAGUGCCGCGAGGGAGAUGGCGAAAGAAGAAGUGAAUUGCAUCGGCGGCCAUUGUCCUGAUGGAAAGAAGAACUGUAACUGCUUGCUUCCUAUAGCACCAACAAUGGACAUUUAUGAGACCAAUGCAUCUUGCCUCGUAGAUAACGAAUGCAUCAAGUACUGUCCUAAGAGCUGCAAGAUUGUGAACUGUAAUUUUGGAACCUGUUUGUGUGAGUAUUGUUAAAGAGAUUAGAAACCAUCAUAACUUAUAAGACAGAGA